CACUCAGUCAGCAGCCACUGACAUAUCGAAAGCCUCAACAUCGACCGUUCUCUAUAAAACAAUCUCAAAUUCUGAAGUGGCUACACCUUGGCAUUUAACAACUGCCCAGAUCCAACCUCAAACAAGUAUCCCCAAAACUGGUAAAAUGAAGGAGGCAAUCGUCCAUCCAACCCCUGAACUCCACACCACGAUCCACGAGGUCCCAAUCCCAGAACCAGGGCCCGAUGAACUGGUCAUCCAGGUAAUUGUCGCAGGAUCGAAUCCGAAAGAUUGGGAUCACCUCACAUCGAUAAAUAAAUCCCUCAACAGCGGAGAUGAUAUCGCCGGGAUUGUUCGAUCGUUUGGCUCAAACGUCGUCAAGACACAGGAGUUCAGAAUUGGAGAUCGAGUUGCAGCCUUUCAUCCUAUGAUGGCGCCACAUGGCGCGUUUGCUGAGUAUGCUGUUGCACCCCAGCAUACGGUGUUCAAGGUUCCAGAUGGGAUUAGUUUUGAAGAAGCAGCAACAAUCCCCUUAGUUACGACGACAGCAGCGAUCUCCCUUUUCCGCCGCCAAUACCUGCCAGCUCCAUGGUCCCCCCGCUCGUCCACUGCUCUACCUAUUCCAUUAAUCAUCUACGGCGCCUCUUCCUCCCUCGGAACUUUCGCUAUCAAGCUCGCCCGUGCCUCAAAUAUCCACCCUAUCAUAGCAAUCUCUGGGUCCAGCAGCUCGCAUCUGACCCCGCUUCUUGACGAAUCCAAAGGCGAUGUAUUGAUCGAUUACCGUAUCGGGGUAGAAGAGAUGAAAAAGGCUGUCAAAGAAAAGAUUAACGGGCUAGAAGCCCACCAUGCUCUAGAUGCGAUCUCAAGCAAGGGGACAUGGAUCCCUGUUUCUCAAAUGCUCAGCCCGUCAACUGAAAAAGAAACCAGUUAUCUGAGCGUUGUAUCGGGUGCGAACAAGUAUGAGGAGGAGGCGAUUGGAGAGGGAGUUGAAGUGGUAUACACUUAUUGUGGGAGUGUGCAUUCUGGCUCUUAUCGACCUGGGAUGCCGAAGCAGGGAAAUGUUAAGGAAGUGAGGAAUGAUCCCGAGUUCGGGUACUUGCUCUUUCGGUACCUGGCGCGGAUGCUGGCUGAUGGAAGGUUUAGCGGGCACCCCUUUGUAAUUGUCGGGGAUGGACUGGAAGGUGUAGGGAAAGGACUGAAUAUGCUGAAGGAAGGGAAGGCAAGGGGGAACAAGUUUGUGUUUAAGGUUGGAGAGGAGAGAUUUCCGUCAAACCUUUUUGCGUAGUAAGAGCCGCUACCAUCAGUCUGCGUACAACCUACUUCUAGAAAAUAGGGGAGGCUCUAGUACGUUCAUCCUUGGUUGCAAUUGAGAAUGCACCUGAAAUGCUUUCGAUUUAAACUCUCGGCCUUCGCUAGCAAUCUGACGAUUUCAGAACUCU
Molecule: messenger RNA, 1418 nt
Organism: Hyaloscypha bicolor E
Lineage: Eukaryota; Fungi; Ascomycota; Leotiomycetes; Helotiales; Hyaloscyphaceae
Product: putative quinone oxidoreductase
Exons: 3
Coding region: 146-1264 (372 amino acids)
Molecular function (GO): oxidoreductase activity, acting on NAD(P)H
Source: RefSeq, a predicted model, not a curated record